UCACCUGACGAAUGCAGUGUGACCAAAGGAGGGAAGAUGGUGGGAAGUCCUGACACCGUGGGGAUGAGCUAUGGCAGCUACAUGGAGGAGAAGCACAUGCCACCCCCCAACAUGACCACCAGCGAGCGCAGAGUGAUCGUUCCCGCAGACCCUACUCUGUGGAGCACAGACCAUGUCCGACAGUGGCUGGAAUGGGCAGUGAAAGAAUACGGUCUUCUAGACGUGGACGUCUUGUUGUUUCAGAACAUUGACGGGAAGGAGCUGUGCAAGAUGACGAAAGACGAUUUCCAGAGGCUCACCCCCACUCCCCUUCCGCAUUUGACUUCAGACGACGUUGAUAAGGCUUUACAGAAUUCUCCACGGUUAAUGCAUGCCAGGAACACAGGGGGUGCAGCUUUUAUUUUCCCAAAUACUUCAGUAUAUCCUGAAGCUACGCAAAGAAUUACAACUAGGCCAGAUUUACCUUAUGAGCCUCCCAGGAGAACAACCUGGACCGGCCAUGGCCACCCCACCCCCCAGUCCAAAGCUGCUCAGCCAUCUCCUUCCACAGUGCCCAAGACGGAAGACCAGCGCCCUCAGUUAGAUCCGUACCAGAUUCUGGGACCCACCAGUAGCCGCCUCGCUAAUCCAGGUAGUGGCCAGAUCCAGCUGUGGCAGUUCCUCCUGGAGCUCCUGUCGGACAGCUCAAACUCCAACUGCAUCACCUGGGAAGGCACCAAUGGGGAAUUCAAGAUGACGGACCCUGAUGAGGUGGCGCGGCGCUGGGGCGAGCGUAAGAGCAAGCCCAACAUGAACUAUGACAAACUCAGCCGCGCCCUCCGUUACUACUAUGACAAAAACAUCAUGACCAAAGUGCACGGGAAGCGUUACGCCUACAAGUUCGACUUCCACGGAAUCGCGCAGGCCCUCCAGCCCCACCCUCCUGAGUCCUCUCUGUACAAGUACCCCUCUGACCUCCCGUACAUGGGCUCCUAUCAUGCCCACCCCCAGAAGAUGAACUUUGUGGCUCCCCACCCUCCAGCUCUCCCAGUCACGUCAUCUAGUUUCUUUGCUGCCCCAAACCCAUACUGGAAUUCACCGACCGGGGGCAUUUACCCGAACACUAGGCUUCCCGCCAGCCAUAUGCCCUCUCACCUGGGCACUUAUUACUAG
Messenger RNA from Cricetulus griseus (Chinese hamster), 1152 nucleotides. Lineage: Eukaryota; Metazoa; Chordata; Mammalia; Rodentia; Cricetidae. The record is from RefSeq and is a predicted model, not a curated record.